Messenger RNA from Penicillium canescens, 1122 nucleotides. RefSeq names its product intradiol ring-cleavage dioxygenase. NCBI's taxonomy places the organism in Eukaryota, Fungi, Ascomycota, Eurotiomycetes, Eurotiales, Aspergillaceae. The coding region runs from base 1 to 1122 and encodes 373 amino acids. The transcript is spliced from 2 exons. The record is from RefSeq and is a predicted model, not a curated record. Gene Ontology annotation, molecular function: ferric iron binding; oxidoreductase activity, acting on single donors with incorporation of molecular oxygen, incorporation of two atoms of oxygen.
AUGGUUUUCUUCUCCAAAGUUGUUUUGCUUGGAUUAGCUGCUAUUGCAGUGGCUCAUCCAGGCCAUGAGGAUCACUCAAGUCCAGCUCUGAAGCGAAGCUUUCUUCAUCACUCCCGACGUAGCUUGGCUGCUUGCGCGGAAAAGACCGAGUUCCGUGCCCUUCAAGCCCGUGCAGCUUCUCGACGAAGGGAUAUUGCAAGGAAGCAUGCGAAGAGAAGUACUGACUCCGAGUUUCUCAAGGUCAGAGAUCUCUCAGAUGUCCUGGCCACCUCUCAUUUGUCUGACAUAACUGGUGUCACGGCUGACUCUUCCUCUGAUGUCUUCUUCUCCGAGAACGUUACCUGCAUUCUCUCCCCGGAGGGUGAGGUCGGCCCCUUCUGGGUCAAGGGAGAGCUGAUUCGGUCCGACCUAGUUGAUGAUGAACCAGGUGUUCCAGUGGUGAUGGAUGCUCAAUUCAUUGACAUCAACACCUGCGAGCCAAUUGUUGAUCUUUACUGGGACGUCUGGAAUUGCAACUCGACUGGUGUCUACUCCGGAGUCCAAGACAGCAGCAAUGGAAACGGCAAUGACGCGAGCAACCUCGAUAACACCGCUCUGCGAGGCCUCCAGCCGACGGAUACAGAUGGAGUGGCCCAGUUCCAGACAAUUUUCCCUGGUCACUAUAGUGGUCGGGCAACCCAUGUUCAUGUCAUCGCCCAUGUUGGCGCAACUGUUCUUUCCAAUGGUACCCUUACUGGUGGCAAUAUUGCCCAUACUGGCCAGAUGUUCUACGACCAGGACCUCAUCAGCCAAGUUGAAGCGCUGUCUCCGUAUAGCGAGAAUGCAGUUGCGAUUACACUCAACGCCAAUGACCGCGUUCUGGCCGGAGAGACUGAGAACAGCGACUCGGACCCAGUUUUCAAUUAUGUUCUCCUUGGUGACACCGUUGAAGAUGGUCUCUUUUCUUGGGUUACUGUCGGCAUCGACACUUCUGCUAGCUAUAGUGCGAGCUAUGCAGCACUUCUUACAGCUGAUGGAGGUGUUUCGAGCUCCAGCUCUGGUAGUGGAAGCAGUGGAAGCAGCGGUGGAAGCGGAGGCAAUGGUGGAGGUAAUACUGGAAGUGGCCCUGGCGGUCCUAACUAA